AUGGCGACGAUAUCUUCAGCUCGAACAUCCUCAAUUCCACCGGACAUUUUGCUGCCGAAAGCGAUCACGGCACUAUCAGGGGAAAUGCAUCUAGAGCCAGAGACAAAGCCAGAGCAAGUACCAGCCUUAGCGCCAGAAGAACCAGUACCACAAGCAAUCAUCAACCUCAGCACUUUUUUGGACACGGUCAGAGAUGCAGUUGAGGAUUACCCUGGCUUGGUGGACGCGAUCGUCGACCCUGAAGCCGAGGUUGACCUCUCUUUCGGUGACUUGUCUGCUCUUGUGGACAAAGAUCCAGCACCAUCUGUCAAGUAG
Messenger RNA from Microthlaspi erraticum, 315 nucleotides. The record is from the annotation of a GenBank genome assembly. Lineage: Eukaryota; Viridiplantae; Streptophyta; Magnoliopsida; Brassicales; Brassicaceae.